Molecule: messenger RNA, 1675 nt
Organism: Catharus ustulatus (Swainson's thrush)
Lineage: Eukaryota; Metazoa; Chordata; Aves; Passeriformes; Turdidae
Gene: SLC35C1
Product: solute carrier family 35 member C1
Exons: 2
Coding region: 1-1104 (367 amino acids)
Biological process (GO): protein O-linked glycosylation via fucose; GDP-fucose import into Golgi lumen
Cellular component (GO): Golgi apparatus
Molecular function (GO): antiporter activity
Source: RefSeq, a predicted model, not a curated record
AUGAGCAGAGCGCAGCUGACGCGGACGGGGAUCCUGCGGAUGGCGCUGGGCGGCGGCGGCGCCGACCCGCUGCUGCCGGCGGAGGGCGGCGGGGGCCGGCGGGCGCCCUUCCUGCUGCGGGCGCUGCGCAUCGCCGUGGUGGUCUGUCUCUACUGGUUCACCUCCAUCGCCAUGGUCUUCCUCAACAAGUACCUGCUGGACAGCCCCUCUCUGCGCCUCGACGCCCCUCUGUUCGUCACCUUCUUCCAGUGCGCCCUGACGGCCGCCCUCUGCCUGGGCCUCAGCCUGGGGGCGGCCUGCGGGCCCCCCUGCGCCGGCCUGCCCACCCUGCGCCUCGACCCCAAGGUGUCCCGCAGCGUCCUGCCCCUCUCCGCCGUCUUCAUCGGCAUGGUCACCUCCAACAACCUCUGCCUCAAGCAUGUCGGCGUGGCCUUCUACAACGUGGGGCGCUCCCUCACCACCGUAUUCAACGUGCUGCUCUCUUACCUCCUCCUCAAGCAGACCACUUCCCUCUAUGCCCUUCUGGCCUGCGGAGUCAUCAUAGGUGGCUUCUGGCUGGGUGUUGACCAGGAAGGAGCAGAGGGCACUCUGUCAUGGACAGGUAUAUUCUUUGGGAUCUUAGCGAGCCUUUGUGUCUCUCUCAAUGCCAUCUACACAAAGAAGGUGCUGCCUGUGGUGGAUGGCAGCAUCUGGCGCCUCACCUUCUACAACAACGUCAACGCUUGUGUCCUGUUCUUCCCCCUCAUGGUGCUGCUGGGCGAAUUCCGCACCCUCUACCACUUUGACAAGCUGGGGAGCCCCAGUUUUUGGGGCGUGAUGACCCUAGGGGGAGUGUUUGGCUUUGCCAUUGGGUACGUGACUGGACUUCAGAUUAAGUUCACUAGCCCACUCACUCACAACGUGUCUGGCACAGCCAAGGCCUGUGCGCAAACAGUGCUGGCUGUUAUCUACUUUGAGGAGACAAAGAGCUUCUUGUGGUGGACGAGUAACCUGAUGGUUCUGGGGGGCUCCUUCGCCUACACGUGGGUGAAAGGACUGGAGAUGAGAAAGGUGCAAGAGGAUCCUAAUGUCAAAAGCAGCGAAAGAAAUGAGACUGGUGUGUAGGUGCCUCCUGCACCUCUAUUUCUGGGCCUGGGAGGAUAACCUUUGGUGCUCCUUUCCUCCUGGGGAGAAGAAAAGCAAGGAACAGGAAAAAAUGCACCUGCAAAGUAUACGGGGAACUGUGUCAGGAACCAGAGCCAAAGACCUGACUGGGUCAUGUUUUAUCUCACCCUGUGUCAGAGCUGGGGAGAGCAUGUGUUGUAGAGAUCAACUGGGGAUUUUUUCGUGAUUGUUUUUUAAAAUGGAUGUUGUUAUUUACCUAAUCUGGAAUAUUUGCAUCUUGGGGGGUGAGGGGAGGGGUGGGCUCAUAUCAGGCAAAGACUGGAAUGGGAGCUUUGUGUAGUUAGGGAUCUAGAAUUAACUGAAUGAAUGCAAUCUGGAGUUAUAAAAUCCUGAACCUGCAGGUAAGGAAAGAGGCAAGUAGACUGUUUGGGUUAUACUUCAGUAAACUGUUCUGCUGUAUAAGGUUUUUGCAACAGCUGUUCUUCCAGUUGCCUCAUUCAGUGCAGAGGAUGGAAAUUCUCUCCCUUCUGGCUAUGUACAAGUCUAAGUAACAGCAGUGCCUCCAAAACAC